AUGCUCGGCGUACCGGCAAAUAGCCGUGUCUCGUCGAGUAGCUUCUACCAUCGACCCAACGGGCUUUCCGUAUCCGACGUCGACCUUGACAUCGAAGGCGCUAGUGGAGGCAGAGUCGACGAACUCUACGAUGCAGGUCUACCGUGGCCACUCGGCACAAGCGGACGUCCAACAUCAUGGUCGGCAAAAGGACCUGCAGAGCAUAUUCCGCGUGUAUCCCUAGUUUCGAGCCUUCAAUGCCAUCUUCGCUGGGCCAGAGCAGGCUGGUGCAACGCCAAUCGAUGGCCGGAGGCAUUCAAGCUCAUCGCCAGCUCGAGUGAGAUUCGCAACGGUGUUCUCAAAGGUCUCUUGCUCAGCGGAACUAUUUCGGCUGUGGCCUUCUUCUUCGAGCUCGCCUUCUUGCCAAAGGUGCUGUUUCAGCAGCCACCUAUCAAGUCUAUGCAGGACGCAGCGGAGUCCGGCUCGAUCGUCGGAACACUGGGCAACGUGUUCUGGAUCUAUCCGCUGAUUGGUGGAAGCUACUUGCUUGCAUCUUCUUGGACUUCCGACAUCGCCCAGGCGGCGUACAAACUUCGACAUGGCCACGUCCGAAGGUUGACGCUUUCAAAUCCAUCCUUACCGCCUGGCACAUCACGUCGCCUACUGCAGGAGAGUUACCGUGUUUUCCUGAUCGCCAACUACACUGUCUUCUACAUUCUACUUGGCCGCAUUCCCUACUUCGGACGCAUUCUUUCCUUCCUCUUCAUGUGCAUGGUCGAUGGAUACUACUGCUUCGAGCAGGCAUGGAUUUCGCGAGGUUGGUCACUCGAUCGAAGGAUGCGCUACUGCGAAGAGAGGUGGUCGUACUUUGUUGCCUUCGGAUUGCCGUCAACGGCAGUGUCCUUCUUCCAUCCAAGUGGGCUGCUCAAUUUGAUGCUCUUCAUGUUGGUCUUCCCAUUCUGCACGGUUCUAGCGAUGCUCGCCGAUCCACAACCGAGGAUCUCGGCAUCAGGAGCACUGGCGGCAUCUUCGAAUGGUUUCGGCGUGGAAGGCGGCUUGGAUUACGCAAACGGCCCACUCCAUCGACUGAUCCCAUCUCGUCUGCCCGUCUUUUGGCCCACUGUCAAGCUGCACCGCCUCGUGCUACAGUUGUUGCCUUCCUUCGCCGAUGCACCACUCGCCCCAUCAGCGCAAGCGUUCGAGCGCAAUACAAGCAUGUACGGCAGGACGGGUGACCUCUCCGGCGCCGGCGGAUUCUCUGUCAAUGGUGGAUUUGGCCGGUUCGGGACUGGUGGCAAACGUGCCGCCGAGAUGGUGGGCGGUAUCUUCAACAAUGGCAGCCGCAGUUCACUUAAUUCCGGCCGAAACUCCCCCUCACCCUGGCCUGCGUACGGUGGUGCCCCUCCUCAUGACGGAGCAGUGAAUGAUGGAGCAGGCGCUGGAGAGGCGUAUCAACAAAUGAACUUAGGAGGUGGCGUAGGUGGGUCAGCAUCCGCCACGUACACAAGUGCAGGGCAAAACAUGUACUCGAGAGCCGCAGCAGCUCCACCAAAAGGACCACUUGGCCCACCACCGAAAGGUCCCGCUUCCAACCAUCGCAAAGCGGACUAG
Molecule: messenger RNA, 1590 nt
Organism: Ustilago hordei
Lineage: Eukaryota; Fungi; Basidiomycota; Ustilaginomycetes; Ustilaginales; Ustilaginaceae
Exons: 1
Coding region: 1-1590 (529 amino acids)
Biological process (GO): macroautophagy
Cellular component (GO): endoplasmic reticulum
Source: RefSeq, a predicted model, not a curated record